Messenger RNA from Xylaria bambusicola, 1828 nucleotides. RefSeq lists its product as uncharacterized. The transcript has 3 exons. Bases 144 to 1682 code for a protein of 512 amino acids. Lineage: Eukaryota; Fungi; Ascomycota; Sordariomycetes; Xylariales; Xylariaceae. The record is from RefSeq and is a predicted model, not a curated record. Gene Ontology annotation, molecular function: FAD binding.
CAGUAUCUGAGCUGAUUCAAUCGUACAAUCCUUUUCUUUAAUUGUGAAAAACAAACAGUAGAGGCUCUUGGGUAGUUCUUCAGUUCGGUAGUUGCUAGUUACAAGUUGGAUGUGUGUCGCGCGGUAAUCAGUUUUUUCAUACGAUGAAGAGCCAACGUGUAAUCCUCGGGCUUACGGCCCUUGCAAGCGGAGUGUUGGCAAGCCCAAAGUUCAUGGACGCUGCAGGUUUGGCGGCAGCAGGCACCCGGGCUUGUCAACGACUUGCUGCAAAAUACCCCGAGGAUAUUUUCUGGCCGCAGUCAGAUACAUUCCAGACAGAGUCUACUGCUAUUUACUCGAAUACCUGCAUCUUGUCACCAUCAUGUGUGUUCGAGCCGUCUUCCGCGGAGGAUAUAGGAUCUGCCGUCAAGAUCAUCAAGGCCGCACGCUCUCGCUUCGCCGUACGUGCUGGCGGCCAUAUGCCUGUGCCAGGCGCGCAGUCGGUAGAAUCGGGAGUUAUGAUAGCUCUUAAUAAGCUUAACACAAAGCGGCUCAACAAAGAUAAGGCGAUUGCUAGUAUUGGACCAGGACAAGUAUGGGCAGACGUCUAUACCUGGCUCGCACCAAAAGGUCUAGCCGUGAAUGGUGGUCGCUACGGGACAGUCGGGGUCGGUGGGCUUCUGGUCGGUGGUGGCAUAAGUUACUUCAGUAGCACCAGAGGCUGGGGCUGCGAUACUAUCGUUGCUUAUGAAGUUGUCCUGGCAGAUGGUUGUGUUGUAGAAGCCAAGGCACAUGGGAAAUAUGCCGAUCUCUUCUGGGCACUACAUGGUGGUCACAACAACUUUGGAAUCGUGACUCGCUUUGAUAUGAAGACAUUCCCCGUCACAUCAGCAUUUAUUGGUGGCGGCCUCUGGGACGGCAGCAACACAUCCACUCAGACACAGUUUUUCUCAGCCUUCGAAUCAUAUAUGGCACCGGGAGGCGGAGUAGAUGAUCCCAACGUUGCGAUAAGUGCCAUCAUUGGCCUAACGCCGAGUACCGGGGCCAAACAGUUGACAAGUAUUCAAUUUGCCCCUGGAAAAGACUCAAGUCCCCGUGCAUUUGAGAACUUUACAGCCAUUGACGCGCCCUUCAUACAAGCAAUUGGAGGAACCGUAAUGCCAUCCUGGACAGCAUUGCCAAUUUUACUAGCACAGUUAGGGGUGCGUGGAUCUCGCGAAGUAUACUCAUCCGUCAGCUUCUUUCCCGACCCCCGCGCCAUCAGAAUCGCCAACGAGACGGUCACUGAAUUAGCAGUUCCUGUGCUAUCGCAGAUUCCUGAUAGCGAAAUUGCCUUCACAUACCAGCCUGUAUCUAAAGACUGGCUAGAGGCAUCCAAGGCCAGUGGACAUAACAUGCUGGAUCUCGAUCCUAGGUUGGGCACAUUCAUCGCUGGGCUCAUCACCAUCACUUGGACUGAUGCAGCCCAUGACGCGGCCGUAAACAAGCUUACGCAAAGAAUUGUGCGCACUAUUGAAAACAGAACAAGGGCUCUCGGAUUAUACUACCCUUUCAUAUAUCUAAACGAUGCAGGACCGACACAGCGACCGUUUGACACCUACGGUGGAGGUGGAAGUUUGCCUAAGCUGCGGGCAAUCAGGGCGAAGUACGACCCGGAAAGGUUUCUCGAAAACUUUUUGGGUCACGGAUUCCCGCUACAAUAAUUGAGUUCCAGGUAUUAAUACUGCAUGGUUGUGAUAAGAAAAUCACGGUGGCGGAUCGGUGGCGGUAAUUACUUUAAUGUACAAGCGUAUGAGUGUUAGAGGAGUAGGAGUUGGAAUGGGAAUAUAUAAUUUUAAUUAAUCCAAAC